CCACGCGUGUGCUUGCGUGUGGGCCGGCCCCGCCUCGAGGAGCCGCCGGCAGUGCCGUGGCGGGACGGUCGCGUCGCCGAGCAAGGGGGGGAAGCUCCAGCACAGCCCCUCCGCUCACCCCCAAACCGGCUCUGCAGCCCCCCCCCCCCCGAGUGCCAAGCCGCUGUAACACCAACCGCGGCAAAAAAGGACACCAUGGUCCUGGGGGGCCCCGGCUGGUGCCUGCUGGUGGGGGUCUGCACCCUCGUCCCCCCCGCCACCACCCAGGGGGGACCAGAAGAAGAUGCGACACCCAACAUCAGGAUGGAAGAGUUGGGGUACCACCUCCCCCAGGACGGGGACCCCCUGGGGGACCCCCAGCGCUGCGGCAUCACCUUCCACCCCCCCAGCCCUUGCAGCCCCCGUGAGCCGCCUGCCUCCCGCGACGAGCUGGAUCAUCUCAAGAACCUCUUGCAGGACACCAAGGCCAGCCUGAAGGACGUGGAGAAGGCGGCCAGGCUGGAGGACAACCGGACCCGCUACCAGGACAUCAUCACCGAGGCGCUCCCCGUCAUCCGUGGGGCCAACCUGGAAUUUCGGGAGAGCCUGGAUAACGUCCGCAGGGAGCUGGAGGCUCACGUGGCCGAGGCCGAUCACCCACGGACGGCGGAGAAGAAGGAGAAGCUGCGGAAGGGUGUCCGCGUGGUAGCCCACAUGCUACGGCUCACUAGCCACCUGGCCCGGACCCUGGAUGCCACGUCCCGUCGCCUCCACGUUGAGCUGGGCCGGCGCCUGCGGAGCUCGGCCACCCACGCCGCUGCCACGGCCGAGCCCUAGGGACAGCGGGGACGGGCUCCGCUGUCACCCUGCACGUGGCCUCGCUUGCUGGUGGGACCCCGACCCGGCCCAGCUCCGCAGCUUUUAGGGGUGUCCCGGCUCCUGGGAGCUGAGACUUUGCCCCUGGGGGGGGUGGGUUUGCGGAGAGGUCUGGGUGCUGGAGCCGGCAGCGCCGGGAGGGGAUGGGGGGGGGGGGGGGGGGUGUGGGGGAGUUGGUGCCCACCACGGGCUGCUGUCGCACGUGGGAUGGCACUGCGUGUGACGCCGUGGCACACGGGAUGCCAUCACACAUACGGUGCCCUUGCACGUGACGCCAUCGCCCCCCGGGGUGUCAUUACGCAGGGGGUGGCAUCGCAGGUGGGGGGGGGGGGGGUGU
This is a messenger RNA of Tyto alba (common barn owl), 1192 nucleotides long. RefSeq lists its product as uncharacterized. Bases 196 to 816 code for a protein of 206 amino acids. The transcript is spliced from 4 exons. NCBI's taxonomy places the organism in Eukaryota, Metazoa, Chordata, Aves, Strigiformes, Tytonidae. The record is from RefSeq and is a predicted model, not a curated record.